AUGGGCACGCCGUCAAGACGUGCCCACGUGCUCUCGGUGCUCGGUCGUUACAUCAUCCUCAAGGACCCCUUCAGCGCCCGCAACGUGGUGGGCAUCCUCAUCGCCAUCUUCGGCAUGGGCCUCUACUCCUACUACUCCGUCGUCGAAAGCAGGAAGAAGACCGAGGCCGCCAGCUCGCUGCCGGUCGCCACACAGUAUAUGUCGUCUUUGCCUACUAUCCGUAUGUUGAUGAUGAUUCUGGAUGAACUGCAUGCGUUUGAUUUGCGGCUCUAUAUCUUUGAUUCUGCGUUUAUAUUUCGUCAUCCAUUCAAGUCUGCGUUCAUCCUGCUGUCGUGCUCGAUCGCGGUGUGCGUCAACUUCAGCACUUUCCUGGUGAUCGGCACGACGUCGCCCGUGACGUACCAGGUGCUGGGCCACGUCAAGACGUGCCUGGUGCUCUCCUUCGGCUACAUCAUCCUCAAGGACCCCUUCAGCGCCCGCAACGUGGUGGGCAUCCUCAUCGCCAUCUUCGGCAUGGGCCUCUACUCCUACUACUCCGUCGUCGAAAGCAGGAAGAAGACCGAGGCCGCCAGCUCGCUGCCGGUCGCCACACAGAUUUUAGUCCGUUCACAUGCUAGAAGGAGAAUAGGUGCCGGCAGGUACAACACCAAGAAGAGAAGAGUCGAAACGGUCUUUGUUACAUCGAAGAAGGUAGAGAGAAGUGGACCCUAG
This is a messenger RNA of Miscanthus lutarioriparius, 711 nucleotides long. The record is from the annotation of a GenBank genome assembly. NCBI's taxonomy places the organism in Eukaryota, Viridiplantae, Streptophyta, Magnoliopsida, Poales, Poaceae.